AUGAGAUGUCUUUUCAAACCUCGUUAUUAUUGCACGCUCCUCACUGCUCGUCGACUGACAGUGGCAGCAUUAGAGAGGCAAGGGAUCCCUGUCGUUAGGAUAGCGCAGGGGACAGCUGCUCAUCAGAAGCACUAUGUCCAUCGUAAUCUCAUCCUUAACUGGGAUCAACUCUCUACACUGGAUGAGAAUGCACCAGUCAUGUGCGGCAUCAGUGUGGCUGGCAAGGCGGAAGUUGUUGGUUGGGGUAUGCUCACAACAGGUCCUACUGCUAGGUCUUUUGCUCUGAGGGUAAUGCAUGAUACAACACUGGACGGCUCUCUUGGUGCUGAUCCCUUUGGAGAUCCUCUGGAGGCUAUCUCACAAUGGUUCGCUGGAAGGCUAGUACAGGCAAUGGCUGCACGCAUGCACAUGUUGGAUACAUCCAUCCGGCGCUGUUAUCGGUUAUUGAACUAUGAAGGUGACGGGUUGACUGGUGUUGCCUUGGAUGUCUAUGAGCAUAUAGCGGUGGUCUACGUGAGUGCUCAGUGGGUGUGUUUGGAAGGAUUGAAAGAGAGGUUAGAGGGAAUAGUCCUUGGAGAAGUACCGCAAGUCGAGCGAGUCCUGUGGAGAUUCCGUCGCGAUCUACUUGCUGCUGAUGGCGGUGGCGGCGAUGGCGAUGGCGAGGCGAAAUCUGAUGAUUCGGUGAUUCUCACAAUCGAGGAGAAUUCGUUGAAGUUUUCCGUGGAGGUUGGUGGUGGGAAGAAGACUGGAUGGUUCUUAGAUCAAUCCGACAAUCGGAGGAAGUUAAUGGAGUAUGUUAGGAUGAAUAAAGUGGACAGUGUUGCUGAUCUAUGUUGCUAUACGGGUGCUUUUGCCAUUCAUGCUGCAGCUGGUGGAGCAAGGAGAGUAGUUGGUGUGGACAUCCAGGAAAAGAGUAUAACCAAUGCGAAGGUCAAUGCUGACCUUAAUGGGAAUAAUAUUGCUUCUAAGAUCGAUUGGCUCACAUCAGACGUAGGGGAUUUCUGUCGUAAUGGAGGUACCGAAGAAUUCGAUCUGAUCAUCCUGGAUCCUCCGAAUAUCGUAAAAGGUGGUCGCGGUGAUGACCACGGUCUGCGGGCACUCCGCAAGCUUACUGAACUCAGUCUUGGUAGAAUUAAUAAAUCGAAAGGAGGCUGUCUGUGGGUAUUCAGCUGCUCUCAUGAGUUGUCGAAAGAGGGAGUGUUAGAGGAAGUAGUGGGAGGUGCUGCAGUGCGAUCCGGCAGAAGAGUAAGAAUCGCUGAGCAGUUGGGAGCUAGUGUCGACCACAUGUACUCUCCCUAUCACGCUAAUAGCAAGCACUUGAGAGGCCUUGUGGUCAUGGUUGAGCCCGAGGCAGCAGCGAAGUGCAACAGUCACAUGCAGUUCCAAUGA
Perkinsus marinus ATCC 50983 is the source of this 1389-nucleotide messenger RNA. RefSeq lists its product as hypothetical. The coding region runs from base 1 to 1389 and encodes 462 amino acids. The transcript has a single exon. NCBI's taxonomy places the organism in Eukaryota, Perkinsozoa, Perkinsida, Perkinsidae. The record is from RefSeq and is a predicted model, not a curated record. Gene Ontology annotation, molecular function: methyltransferase activity.